Molecule: messenger RNA, 1102 nt
Organism: Eurytemora carolleeae
Lineage: Eukaryota; Metazoa; Arthropoda; Copepoda; Calanoida; Temoridae
Exons: 10
Coding region: 207-1022 (271 amino acids)
Source: RefSeq, a predicted model, not a curated record
AAUUUUCCAUCCCAGAAUUCUGAACCCAGUCAACUAACACUGUCUUUGAAACAAUCGGAUUGAAAGAACGACAAACGACAAAAUCUUACUCAUUAUUCCUCAGAGUUUCCCAGAAGGUCCCCCGUCUCCUCCAAAUCUUUGUUUUGACAGGUUCAAAAUCACUCACUCCGGACAGGUUUCCUCCGUAUGCAGGCAGUAGCUCCGAGAUGUUUCUCCGGAGUAGAACUCUCCUCCUCGUCCCGACCCUGCUCUGGGCUCUAGAGAUAGCUGGAGCUCAGAGUGUCCGUGAGGAUCACAGUAAACAGCCUCUGGACGAACGACCUCAGCGUCCCCCCGUCUCUCCGUACCUACUAUAUGGACCACAUGGAUACAGAACCUACCCUCACUCUAUAUGCCAAGAGGUUCCUACUGUUGAAGUCUCUAUGUCAGAGAUGGAAGGAGAUUGGUUUCUUAUAGAAUAUGUAAACAGUCAUGACGGGAAACCCAUAGGAGCACACACACCCUACCUCUGCCCAGAGGCUAGGAUGACCUUUGACCCUGUGUUGGGAGAACCAAAGCUAAAUAUUAGUCAAAUAUCUUAUGAAUGGCCAGCUCUCUUCGUAGAUACCGUAGAAUGGGUACAGCACAGAAACAAGACUGGGGUUUUCUUCCACGAAGAGAACAUAUUUUCACUCUGGACUCUAAAGGUUUUGGAGUUUGAUGCAGAAUCUCACAUGGUGUUCUUCUUGUGCAUUGAUUACACGAUCUGGCCUGGUUGGAACCAUAGAGGGGUUUAUGUUCUCUCCAGGACUCCGGAGCUCAAGAACAAGGUGAGAAGACAGCUGUCCAACAAGGCGCACAAGAGGAUGAGGAUGAACUACGACAGACGAGUUAAUACAACCUCAUGUAACCCAGAUGACUGGCUUCCAUCCGCCAGACCUAGAUGGCAUCCACACAAGAAAAUAAACAAUGAGCUGUACCGAGCACCUGUACACCCGUACAUAAGCAGGAAGCACAGAAGAAACCUAAAUAUUCUUGAUUAAAUAAUAAUAUAAGUAUAUCUUGAAUCUGCAUAUAUGCAUUAUCUAUGAAACAUUUGAAUAAAUACUUUACUCACGACAAA